AUGGUGCGCGCCAAGGCCAAGGCCAAGGCGGAGGCCGAACCCCCGCCGACUUCGGAGGUGGCCAGCGCCGAAAGCAAUGGCAUUAACAAAGAGUUCCUGGCCGAGAUAGCCGUGCUGUAUGAAAAGAUUUGCAGCCACGAAGUGUUUCGCGACCUGCGGGACGCGGGGGCCCUGGACGUCAGCUCGGCGGCCGAGGAGGGUGCUGGCGAUGGGGAUUUGGAGACGCCUGCCAAGCGCGCCCGCAUGGCAUCCAGGAGCGGCGGUACUAAGAAGACGAGCCAGCGCAGCAACAUCCAUGGAAUGCAGGCGGCCUUUGAUCUCGCUGAGUACCAGACUGCAAUGAAACUUCACGGGACCUACCGCUGCGGCGGCAACGAGUUAUGGUUGGAUUUCUGGUUCACCGCGCAGCCAGGGGUGCCCUACAACAAGACUAGCAUUCUCCAGCUCGCCGAGAAGAGCUUCUUUGAGCCCAAACAGUGGACGGGCACGAACGUGGCAAUGGUCCCAGACCUGGCGCACAAUCCGAUGGAGCAUCAGGGCGCCUUGCGCAGGCUCUCGCCCGAGGAGGUGAACUUCGCGCGCAUAAUCGGCAUCGCCAAUGCCAUAGACAGGGGGGCCUCCAAAGAUGUGCUCGAGGCGUUCAAGGUGGACCUCCAGUCCGCGGCGUUCCAGUUUGAGCUUCACGAGGGCGGCAUUGACAACCCGUCCCACACGGCGAUCCGCAGGUCAAUCAAUCUUCGAGAGCAGAUGCGGCAGACGGCGAAGGCGGUUGGCCGCGACACCCUCCAGCGCAUUUUCGAAGUGCUGCGGAUUCGGAGGCUCAUGGAGCAGAGCCGCGGAGCGGGCAAGGUUUCCAACGAGGCGCUGGCGCAAUACUACGAGAACGAGAUUAACUUGAGCACGGAGUCAGAGGCGGUGACCUCCACAUUCAUCAACCAGACAUCGGUCGUCUACAACAACAUCCUCAAGGACGGGAAAAACCUUGCCAUCCUGCGCUCUCUGUCCGAGCAGUACGGCCAUAACAACCCGCUCAACAGCAUGACUAAGCUGAACACAGUGCUGACGAAGUGCGAUAAGCAGCCCACACUGAUCACUUGGGUCUUGGAGAAGAUCCGUGACGUUGUCACUAGCGGCAUGCUCGACGUUGGCGAGGUCUCCAAUCGCGCUCUGAAAGAAUCAGCUGGCGGGCACAAGGGCUUGGUGGACCUCUUCGUGAUCAAGAAGCAGCUGUUGGUCUACCUGCUGGCGACGGACAUCGACAGGCGCCUGCGCGGCUCCGGCAGUUCAAAGCGCAGAGACGAGAUCGUCGACCUGCUGGGCAGCCACUCAAAGUACAGGUCCAAGCUGAGCCCCAUCGGCAAUGAGCCCGACCUGACGUUCCUCGCCGAAUACAAGGACAGUGAGAAGAUGACCAUCCGCGCCUACGAGAACCUCAUCUACGGUACGGAGUUCGACGCCCAACUGCGCUACUGCGCGCGCCUCAAGAAGACGCCGGAUGAGAUCGUCGAGACCGAUGCCAUCAAGGCCGAGCUUGACAGGAUCGACGCCCAGGUGGCCUUGGAGCUGGCCGUUGACGACGUGGCACAAGCUCAGCAGCACGGUGUGGCGGGCAGCAGCGGCGCGACGCCGCCGACGGGGAGCGGCGCGACGCCGCCGACGGGGACUACGGGUGCCGUCGCCGAUCUGGGAGCCCAGGUCUCGGAUGACAAGGUGCAGAUGUGGAGGGUCGUCGCGCGCCGCAGGAUCGGCGAGAGCGCCAAGCUGAUUUGCGACAGCGGCAGCAGCGAGGCGGCGCUCGUGGCGACGCUGCAGGCGAGCGAGAUCGCCAAACUGCCUGGGGACGCGUACGGGCACGUCCUGAUACACUGCGACCUGGACCUGCUCACGGAAUCCCAGACGGCGCCGCGCACUCGGCAGCCGCCGGCAAGGAAGCCCCAACUAUCGCGCCUGAUCAAUUCCGUCAUCGCCUUGCGCAAGGCCGCGAACCCAGAUGACAACGGCUGCAAACUCAUCAGAGGUGAUGUCUUCCUCUUCCGCGACGGGGGCAAGCGUACCAUCGCCGAUUUCGUCAGCAAGCAUCUCGUCGCUGGCAGAGGCAGGUGGAACUCUGUGGCGCGGCAGGAAAAUCUCGUCAAGCUCUGGACUCACGUCAUGAUUUCCGAGGACUCCCUGAAGGAGCGCCGCUCGAGGGUUCGCGGCGUAGGGGCCCUCAAGCAGCUGACGGGCCUGCACGCGUGCAUGUUUGCCGAUACCGUCAUCCCCGAGAAGGCGCGGUCCGUCUACAGCGGCACGAACAUGGGUGACGUGUUGGGCCCUGUGGGUUUCCAGAAGUGGGCUGAGUCCUGGAAGUGCCCCCUCGAUGUCAAGAAGGCGAUGUAUGGCGAUAACAUUCGCCCAGUGGGAGGGCGGAACCCUGGUGAUAACGGCGACAGCGACGGCGAUGAGGGCGGGGGCCCGACUACGGCCGCGGCGGCCGCCGCAGAAGACGAGGACGACGACAAGAACCGCCCCAACUUCCAGCUCGACACCGCGAACGGCAAGAAGAAAGCAGAGCCUGGCUUCUGGUGGGCCCUCCCAGUGGCCUACUACAAAGAGGUCAAGCAUUCGUAUUAUGGUCGCCGCAUCAUCGACCUGAGCCCAGGCCCGGGCAAUUUCUUGAUUGCGACGUGGGAGGAGACGCCGCCGACGCCCUACAUCGGCGUCUGCUUCGGGCCGUCCCACCAGGCGGAGCUGCAGGAGCACUUGGUGGACGAGUACCUGGCGAAGAUGUGCACGGAGGGCCACCCGGUCUACAACAAGGACUACGCCAAGUUCAAGAACGAGUCGACGACGACGAGCGCCGCGCCUCCUCCGCCCCCUGAUCCACAGCCCAAGCAGCGCGCCACCGCUGGUGCUAAGCGCGCGGCUGCUAAGAGGGCGGCUGCCUCGGCGGCGGCGGGCGCCGCGGCCGACGCUGAGGCGGAUGCCGAGGCGGGCGGCGACGACGAGGGCGGCGGCGCCGCCGCCGCGGCGGUGAUCAGCGCCACGGGUGGUGGUAGCCUGGAGUCGCUGCUUGCCGGCAUACACUAG
Molecule: messenger RNA, 3069 nt
Organism: Prorocentrum cordatum
Lineage: Eukaryota; Dinophyceae; Prorocentrales; Prorocentraceae
Source: the annotation of a GenBank genome assembly